Myotis davidii is the source of this 2121-nucleotide messenger RNA. RefSeq names its product exocyst complex component 7 (gene EXOC7). Gene Ontology annotation, cellular component: exocyst. The transcript has 19 exons. Lineage: Eukaryota; Metazoa; Chordata; Mammalia; Chiroptera; Vespertilionidae. Gene Ontology annotation, molecular function: phosphatidylinositol-4,5-bisphosphate binding. Gene Ontology annotation, biological process: exocytosis. The record is from RefSeq and is a predicted model, not a curated record. The annotation marks the transcript as partial.
GAUGCCUCCCCUCCGCGCCCCCAGGAGGAGGAGACGCUGUCCUUCAUCCGAGACAGCCUGGAGAAGAGCGACCAGCUCACCAGGAACAUGGUGUCCAUCCUGUCGUCCUUUGAGAGCCGCCUGAUGAAGCUGGAGAACUCCAUCAUCCCCGUGCACAAGCAGACGGAGAACCUGCAGCGGCUGCAGGAGAACGUGGAGAAGACUCUGUCCUGCCUGGACCACGUCAUCAGCUACUACCAUGUGGCCAGUGACACUGAGAAGGUCAUCAGGGAGGGCCCCACAGGAAGGCUGGACGAGUACCUGGGGAGCAUGGCCAAGAUUCAGAAGGCUGUGGAGUAUUUCCAGGACAACAGCCCAGACAGCCCAGAGCUCAACAAAGUGAAGCUGCUGUUCGAGCGGGGGAAGGAGUCCCUGGAGUCAGAGUUCCGCAGCCUGAUGACUCGGCACAGUAAGGUGGUCUCCCCGGUGCUCAUCCUGGAUCUGAUCGGUGGGGAGGAGGAGCUGGAGAUCCAGGAGGAGGUGCCCCUGGAGCACCUGCCAGAGGGCGUGCUCCUGGACGUGAUCCGCAUCUCCCGCUGGCUGGUGGAGUUCGGCCACAACCAAGAUUUCAUGAACGUCUACUACCAGAUCCGCUCCAGCCAGCUGGACCGCUCCAUCAAGGGCCUGAGGGAGCACUUCCGGAAGAACAGUUCCGCCUCUGGGGUCCCCUACUCCCCUGCCAUCCCCAACAAGAGGAAAGAGACGCCCACCAAGAAGCCCAUCAAGCGGCCCGGGACGAUCCGUAAGGCUCAGAACCUUCUGAAACAGUAUUCCCAGCAUGGUCUAGAUGGGAAAAAGGGGGGCUCUAACCUCAUUCCUCUGGAAGGUCACCAGCAUGAUUCCCGAGUUAAGCACCUGUCCGAGGCCCUGAACGACAAGCACGGGCCACUGGCCGGGAGAGACGACAUGCUGGACGUGGAGACCGACGCCUACAUUCACUGCGUCAGCGCCUUCGUCAAGCUGGCGCAGAGCGAGUACCAGCUGCUGGUGGAGGUCAUCCCCGAGCACCAUCAGAAGAAGACCUUCGACUCCCUGAUCCAGGACGCACUGGAGGGGCUGAUGCUCGAGGGGGAGAACAUCGUGUCCGCUGCCCGGAAGGCCAUCGUCAGACACGACUUCUCGGCAGUGCUCGCCAUCUUCCCCAUCCUGCGGCACCUCAAGCAGACCAAGCCCGAGUUCGACCAGGUGCUCCAGGGGACAGCCGCCAGCACCAAGAACAAGCUGCCCGGCCUCAUCACCUCCAUGGAGACCGUUGGUGCCAAAGCGCUGGAGGACUUCGCUGACAACAUCAAGAAUGACCCGGACAAGGAGUACAACAUGCCCAAGGACGGCACCGUGCACGAGCUCACCAGCAACGCCAUCCUUUUCCUGCAGCAGCUGCUGGACUUCCAGGAGACGGCAGGUGCCAUGCUGGCCUCCCAAGUUCUUGGGGACACAUACAAUAUUCCUUUAGACCCCCGAGGUAAGCGGCGGGGCUCUGCAGCCCCAUCCUCCCUCUGGAAGCCCCGGGACCCAGCCCAGCUCCUGCCUGCCCACCCGCGCCCACCUUGGCCCUCGCUCUGUGUAGGACUUGGUUUGUGGGCCUGGGAUUGGGUCGUUUUGGUCACACUGCCAUGUGGGCGUGGCCACAUCGGUCCCUGUGCAGGUAAAGUCCUGGGGAACCUGCAGCUGAACUUACUGAGCAAGUCCAAGGUGUAUGAGGACCCAGCUCUGAGCGCCAUCUUCCUGCACAACAACUACAACUACAUCCUCAAGGCCCUGGAGAAGUCGGAGCUGAUCCAGCUGGUGGCUGUGACCCAGAAGACUGCCGAGCGCUCCUACCGGGAGCACAUCGAGCAGCAGAUCCAGACCUACCAGCGCAGCUGGUUAAAGGUGACCGACUACAUCACUGAGAAGAAUCUGCCCGUGUUCCAGCCGGGAGUCAAGCUCCGGGACAAGGAGCGGCAGGUGAUCAAGGAGCGGUUUAAGGGCUUCAAUGACGGCCUGGAAGAAUUGUGCAAGAUCCAGAAGGCCUGGGCCAUCCCCGACACGGAGCAGCGGGACAAGAUCCGCCAGGCUCAGAAGCACAUCGUCAAGGAGACC